This is a messenger RNA of Penaeus indicus, 3236 nucleotides long. RefSeq lists its product as uncharacterized. Lineage: Eukaryota; Metazoa; Arthropoda; Malacostraca; Decapoda; Penaeidae. The record is from RefSeq and is a predicted model, not a curated record. The transcript has 2 exons. The coding region runs from base 393 to 3236 and encodes 947 amino acids.
UUAGUUUGUAUUAACUAAUGAUAAUUUAUUCCUUUUUUGUUAUUUUAUCACGCAUGUCCAAUUUCUGUUUUUUUUAUGUGCUGAGCAUGAUGGGAAAUAGAGGUAACGCAUGGGAAUUUUGAGUCAUAAACAAAGAUCCAUAUUAUGUUUUUGAAGUUGUAUUAUAAGUUGCAGUUUUAUUUUCUUGUUGUUUUGGGAUGCUAGAAUUGUAUUUAGCAUCUUUAGAAGCAGAUAAGCAUAUUCCCAAAAAAGAGAUCUUCUGUUCUAAGUGGAAAACAGGGAUAACACUUCACGCUCACCAGAUGAGGCAAUGUUGUCGAAAUAAAUCAUAAACCAUUAUGACAAGCCGUAUUAUUUCUGGUGACCCGUGAAACAUUUCGACAACACUCAGGAUGGGGCUCAGCGACGAGGAGCCUCAGCACGGCAGCAUGGAGGGCUCUGCUGCUUCGGUAGACGGUUGGAUGAAGAAUCAGUCAAAAAGGGCUAAGCAGCAUAGAGGAACUGCCAAAGCAAAGUUAACACGUAAGCUAGAAAAGUUUUAUGAGCAUGUGAAAGAUAAAGUUGCCUUAGAAAUAUUGGAAGAUAACUAUAAUUUGAUUGUUAAAGCUUUUGAGGAAGUUGAACUAGCAAAUGAAAGUUAUUGCAAUUUACUUGAUGAAACUAGUGAUACUCAAGAAUUAAAGUCUGCAGACAUUUACAUUAAGGAACUUGACGAUAAGAAAUGUGCUGCCCAUGUUUUGUUUGUAAAGAUUAAAGAUGAGAUGCAAAUGAAAGGGGCCAUCAAAGUAAAAUCUAUUGACAUUCCAAAGUUUGAUGGAAAAAUCAGAGACUAUAGUAAUUUUAAAAGGGAUUAUGUCAGACUUAUGCAACCCAACUAUGGAAAAGACCCAUUUGCUCUUAGACAGUGUCUCUCAGGAGAAGCCUUAGACUCUAUUUGUGGGGUCGAGCAUGAUUUUGAUAAAAUGUUUGCACGGUUAGAUGACAUGUACAGUGAUAGUCGACGAGUAAUUGAUGUAGUAAUUGAAGAUUUGAGAGAAAUUGAACCUGUAGUCGAGGGUGAUAGUUUAGGUUUUAUCAGAAUGGUAGACAAAAUUGAGCAAAAUUUUCUUUAUCUAGAUCAGUUGGGUCUAUCUUCAGAACUUAAUACUGCCAAUAUGACAAGUCAGAUAGAGAAACUCUUGCCUCCAACUCAGAAGCGGGAAUGGAUCAAAAUAGCAGAAAAUGUUGAACCUGUUGAAUUAUUUAAAAAACUACUGGAAUACCUUUUGGGUGAAAGGAAAUCCCUUAAGUAUCUGAUUGCCAGUGUAAGGAACCCUGUUAACACUAAAGCUAGAGUGAACUAUGCUGUGUACAAUCAAGAUAGGAUUAGCUCUGACCAUACUGAAGAAUCAGAAAUAAUGAAGAGGCUGUCUGAUGUUGAGAAGGCUGUAACAAAUAUAAAUAACCUUGUGAUCAAGCUUACAGAAGAAAAGAGUGAAGAAAAGAGGUCUAUUGGUACUCUAAGUACACAUUUGAACAGGUGUUGGUAUCAUGGAACAGAUGGACAUGAUAUUUUAGACUGUGCAACAUUUCAGAAGUUAAACAAUAGUGAGAAAUUUGAAAUUCUAAGGAAAAGAGGUAUCUGUUUUAAUUGUCUAAAGGGAAAUCAUGUAUCUAGGAGAUGUUUUAAAAAAUCAAGAUGUUCUGCAACUGAUGCAAAUAAUCAAACUUGUGGGAAGCUCCAUCACACGAGCCUUCAUGAAAAUCAGAUUGUUGGGAGUUCAUACGUCAGCUUGAAAAGAAAUGGAGUCAUGUUCAUGGUCAAUAAGAUUAAAUGUAAUAAUCAAGUAUUAAAUACACUCUUUGAUUCUGGGGCUGACGUGACAAUGAUACGAAAUGAUAUGGCAGCCUCAUUAGGAUUGAAAGGCAAGCAUAUACGCUUAGCUGUGACUAAACUAGGAAACCAGACUGUAACAUAUAACAGUAAGGAAUAUGACCUUGUUCUUACUGAUAAACAGGGGAAUAAUGUGAAUAUUACUGCUUAUGGUAUAGAUGAAAUAACAUCAUGUAUAAACAAGGUUAAUCUGUCACAUGUGAAGCAUUUAUUUAAGAGUACUGAUGUAUGCCAAUUGGAUAGACCUCAUGGUAAGAUAGAUUUACUGAUAGGUGCUGACUAUUGCUCUCUAAUCCCUACAGUUAAAGAAACUGUAGGUGAAAAUUUACAACUUAUGGAAUCUCGAUUUGGGAUGUGUGUUCGUGGUAGUCACCCUAGUAUAGCUUGUGCCUCAGGUACUAGGGAUAUUGUAGGCAUCAGAAUAAACCAUAUUUCUGGGAUUAUAUAUGACAAAGAUAUAACUGUUGAACCGAAAUCUGAUAUUAAGGAUCAGAUUGAUAAAUUUUUCACAGUGGAAUAUUUAGGAACAGAAUGUAAUCCUAGAUGUGGUGAUUGCAAAUGUGGCAAAUGUGCAGUGGGUAACAAUGACUAUAGUAUUAGAGGAGAGAGAGAGUUAGCCUUAAUUGAAAAAGGAUUACAAUAUGAUUCAGAAAAAAAACAAUGGUCCGCUAAAUUCCCAUGGGUUAAAGACCCUAAUUUAUUACAGAAUAAUAUCUCUGUUGCUGUUGCCAAAUUAAGGAGUACUGAGAAGAGAUUGCUGAAACUUGGACCAGAAUAUGCUAAAGCUUAUAACAACCAAAUAAGGGAUAUGAUCAAACGUGAUGUUGCACGUAAAUUAACACCAGAUGAAAUAAAAGGUUAUGCUGGUCCUAUUACAUAUCUUCAACAUCAUGAAGUGCUAAAGCCAGGAUCUACAUCCACACCAAUUAGGAUUGUCUUUAAUUCCUCUGCCAAAUUCAUGGGACAAUCUCUAAAUAGCUUUUGGGCCAAGGGUCCUGAUGUUUUGAAUUCCAUGGUGGGCAUAUUACUGAGAUUCCGUGAAGGAGCCAUAGGUAUAGCAGGUGAUAUAAGUAAGAUGUACAACAGUAUUAAGCUUCCUGAAAUGGAGCAACAUGUACGCAGAUUUGUUUGGAGAGAUUUCCAGUUGAAUUGUGAGCCUGAGCAUUAUGUGUUAACUUCAAUGGGCUUUGGUGACAAACCUUCUGGAAUAAUUGCUAUGUUGGCUCUUAAACACACAGCUGAGCUAUGGAUGGAAAAGUAUCCCGAUGCUGCUUCUAUGAUAAUAUCAAAUUCUUAUGUUGAUGAUAUUAUACAAUCAGUUGAGAGUAAAGAGGAAAGCUUUGCAGUUGAUUCAGGAAACUGA